AUGGGGCGGGUCAACCACACUGUGGUGACUCAUUUCGUCCUCUUAGGGAUCCCCAACACCGACGGCCUCCAGACCAUCCUCUUCGUCACCUUCUUAGCCUUCUACCUCUGCACCCUGCUGGGCAACCUGAUCAUCUUCUCAGCCAUCCUCACUGACUCCCGCCUGCACACCCCCAUGUACUUCUUCCUCUGCAAUCUCUCCAUCGUAGACCUUGGAUUCUCUUCCAUCAGCACCCCUAAAUUCCUGGCCAACCUCUGGGCUCAGAGUAGAACCAUCUCGCUGGGCGUGUGCAUGUCCCAGGUCUUCUUCUGGCACUUCCUGGGCUGCACCGAGUGCCUUCUCUGCACUGUCAUGGCCUACGACCGGUACGUGGCCAUCUGCCACCCACUGCGCUACCUGCUCAUCAUGAACUGGAGGGUGUGCGCCCUCCUGGCCGCCGGCACCUGGAUCGCCAGCUCCUUCCACGCCACCAUCCUCACCAGCCUGACCUUCACGCUGCCCUACUGCGGGUCCAACGUGGUGGAGUAUUUCUUCUGCGACAUCUUCCCGGUGCUCAAGCUGGCCUGUGCGGACACGUAUGUCAUCAAGAUGGUGAGCUUCACCAACAUUGGCAUGGUACCCACAGCCUGCUUCCUCCUCAUCCUCGCAUCCUACAUCCGCAUAGUCUACUCUGUCCUGAAGAUAAACUCAGCUGAAGGGAGGCGCAAAGCAGUCUCCGCUUGUGCCUCACAUCUGGCCGUAGUGACGCUGUUCUUUGGGCCCUGCGCCCUGGUCUACACACAGCCCCAGCUGAGCAAAGUGCUGGUGACCCCUGUGCAGCUCUUCAGCAACGUGGUCACGCCUGUUGCUGGCUCAAAGAGCCCAAGGCGGACCAUCUACCUGUUGACUCUGCUGGGGAAUCUUGUCAUCCUGUUGACCAUCAGUCUCAGCCUCCAGUGCCAUUCCCCCGUGUACUACUUCCUCAGCGAGCUGUCUCUCCUGGACAUAUGCCAUUCCAGCGUCAUGCUCCCCAGGAUGCUGGCUGACUUCCUGGUGGGCUCCCGCUCCAUCUUCCUUGGCUGUUGUGUGGCACAGCUGUAUUCUUUCCACUUCUUUGGAGACACCGAGUGCUUCCUGCUGAUGGUCUUGACCUACGACCAAUACGUUGCUACAUGUGACCCUCUGCACUAUGCCAGGACCAUGAACCAGAGGGCCCAAUCAGCUGGACCACUACUUCUGCGACGUGCCGCCUCUGCUGAAGCUGGCCUGUGCCGACACCUCAUUAAAUGA
This is a messenger RNA of Mauremys reevesii (Reeves's turtle), 1269 nucleotides long. RefSeq names its product putative olfactory receptor 10D4. Gene Ontology annotation, molecular function: olfactory receptor activity; G protein-coupled receptor activity. Gene Ontology annotation, cellular component: membrane. The record is from RefSeq and is a predicted model, not a curated record. Gene Ontology annotation, biological process: G protein-coupled receptor signaling pathway. The transcript has 3 exons. The coding region runs from base 1 to 1269 and encodes 422 amino acids. NCBI's taxonomy places the organism in Eukaryota, Metazoa, Chordata, Testudines, Geoemydidae.